Nanorana parkeri is the source of this 1509-nucleotide messenger RNA. Its product is annotated as aldehyde dehydrogenase family 3 member B1-like. Gene Ontology annotation, molecular function: aldehyde dehydrogenase (NAD+) activity. Gene Ontology annotation, biological process: aldehyde metabolic process. Gene Ontology annotation, cellular component: cytoplasm. The transcript has 10 exons. Lineage: Eukaryota; Metazoa; Chordata; Amphibia; Anura; Dicroglossidae. The record is from RefSeq and is a predicted model, not a curated record. The coding region runs from base 1 to 1509 and encodes 502 amino acids.
AUGGAUAACGCAAACGCUUCUCCCUCUCCUUCCCGUUGGUUUCGGGUUUUAAGAAGGUUAGUGACAGUAGCUGUGGAAACAAGGAAAUCCUCCACCUCAUCUUUAUGUGAAGAAACUCUCAAAAAAUCUAGAGAGGCAUUUGCUUCUGGGACAACCAAGACUUGUUCAUUUAGAAUUCAACAGCUACAAGCCAUACUGGAGAUGCUGGACAGACACGAAAAGGAGUUCAUCACAGCACUAGAAGAAGAUAUGCACAAGCCCAGGUUUGAAACUGUUUUAUCAGAAAUCACAACUGUAAGGAAUGAGGCCAUUUAUGCUAUAAACAACCUGGAAAAAUGGAUGAAGCCAGAGCCAGUGCAAAAAAAUAUGGCUUCCCUCCUAGACAGCUGCUAUAUUCAAAAGGAACCAGUAGGUGUUGUCUUGAUUAUUGCUGGAUGGAGUUUACCAGUGCAGCUUUGCCUUAUACCUAUGGUUGGUGCAGUGGCUGCAGGCAACUGUGUGAUGGUGAAACCUUCAGAAACCUUUUUCCACACGGCACACUUGCUGCACACGCUCCUCCCCAAUUACAUGGAUAAUAGCUGUUUCCAAGUGCUUUCUGGAGAACACGGGGAUCUUCUGGAAAUUCUAGAGAACAAGUUUGACCAUAUCUUCUUUAUAGGUGACCGUUUGACUGGCAGGCAGGUAAUGCAGGCAGCAGCCAAACACAUUACGCCGGUUUCUAUGAUUCUUGGAGGAAAAAAUCCCUGCUAUGUGGACAAGUCAUGCGAUCUUAAUAUGACUGCCCAUAGGAUUGCCUGGGCUCGAUUUAUAAAUGCUGGUCAGAAUUCACUGGCUCCAGAAUAUGUUCUGUGUCAUCCAGGUUUAAGGGACCCUCUGAUCCAGGAACUUGAAUUGUGUGUCCAUGAAUUUUAUGGCAGAAACCCACAAGAGUCUGAGCAUUAUGGACGCAUAGCAAGUGUUGAACAUUACAAAGAAGUGAAAGAUUUUCUGUCCUGUGGCAAGGUGGCAUUUGGGGGGCAGACUGAUGAUCGCGAACGGUACAUAGCCCCUACAGUACUAAUAGACGUGAAAGAAAGUGAUGCCAUUAUGCAACAAGAAAUUUUGGGGCCAGUGCUGCCAAUCUUAACUGUACAAACACUGGAAGAAGCUAUACAGUUCAUGCAAAGAAAAGACAGACCUUUAGCAGUUUAUGUCUACUCUAAUAGCCAAAAGGUCAUUGCAGAAGUCAUGCAGAAAACAUCUAGUGGAAGCUUCUGCUCAAAUGACAACAUGAUUCAAUGUCUGUACACAGGGUUGCCAUGUGGUGGAAUAGGAAACAGCGGAGUAGGAAUCUAUGGUGGAAAGUUCAGCUUUGAUACCUUCUCACACAGUCGUACCUGCCUGUUGCGCAACACUGCAAUAGAGUGCGUUACUUACCUCCGCUACCCUCCCUAUGCUGAGAAACAGCUCCAUCUCAUACAAUGGGCCAGCUCACUCUCCAGAACAAACACCUGGUGCAACAUUUUGUAA